This is a messenger RNA of Jaculus jaculus (lesser Egyptian jerboa), 1013 nucleotides long. RefSeq names its product glutathione S-transferase Mu 4. Lineage: Eukaryota; Metazoa; Chordata; Mammalia; Rodentia; Dipodidae. The transcript has 8 exons. Gene Ontology annotation, biological process: glutathione metabolic process. Gene Ontology annotation, molecular function: glutathione transferase activity. The record is from RefSeq and is a predicted model, not a curated record. Bases 167 to 823 code for a protein of 218 amino acids.
GGGGGAGCGGGAGCUAUGUAAUUUGGGGCUGUCAAGGCAAGAGCCGGCAAACCCCGAGCCUGAGAGAGCUGGGGUCAGACCGGCCUCCAGUCCCGCCGGCCUGUGCCAGGGCACGGGCAUAAAGUCACCACUGAGGCGGGUGCGCUCAGGCCCCAGCGCCAGCGCCAUGCCCAUGAUACUAGGUUACUGGGACAUCCGCGGGCUGGCCCAUGCCAUCCGCCUGCUCCUGGAAUACACAGACUCAAGCUACGAGGAGAAGAGAUACACCAUGGGAGACGCUCCUGAUUAUGACAGAAGCCAGUGGCUGAGUGAGAAAUUUAAGCUGGGCCUGGACUUUCCCAAUCUGCCUUAUUUAAUUGACGGGACGCACAAGAUCACCCAGAGCAACGCCAUCCUGCGCUACAUCGCCCGCAAACACAACCUGUGUGGGGAGACAGAAGAGGAGAGGAUUCGAGUGGACAUUCUGGAGAACCAGGCUAUGGAUGUCUCGAAUCAGCUGGCUAGAGUCUGCUACAGCCCAGAUUUUGAGAAACUGAGGACGGAGUACUUGGAGCAGCUCCCUGGAAUGAUGACCCUCUUCUCACAGUUCCUGGGGAAGCAGCCAUGGUUUGUUGGUGAAAAGCUGACCUUUGUGGAUUUCCUCGCUUAUGUUGUCCUUGACCUACACCGCAUAUUUGAACCCAAGAGCCUGGACGCGUUCCCAAACCUGAAGGAUUUCAUGGCUCGCUUUGAGGGCCUGAAGAAGAUCUCUGUCUACAUGAAGACCAGCCGCUUCCUCCCCAAACCUCUGUAUACAAAAGUGGCCUCAUGGGGCAACAAAUGAAGCCUUGGAAAGGCAAAGAGCCUGUUCUGAUGUUUCCUGAGGCCCUGGGGAUCAUGGCCAUCGGCGGUGGUUUGAUUCAGGUGUCCCCCAUAAACUUAGGUGUUCUGAAUUAGCGCUAGGUUCCCGGCUGAGGGAGAUUUGGGAACUAAUGCCUCCUGGAGGCAGUGUAUUAUUGGGGGCGGGCUUAUGG